AGUGAGAAAAAUAAAAUAGAAUGCGAUUCGUUUGCGAGGGAAAUCAACAAAAAAAAGAAAGGAAAGUUACAAAAUCUUUAAUAAAUCGCGUAGAUGAAAACAUUAUGUAAAGCUUUUAUAAAAGUGGCAAAGAAGCAGAAUACAUUUUUGUACAUUGUUUUGUCAGUCUGUAAGUCUUCAGAGGUGUUAAUUGUGUAUCAUUUCUAAUAAUCAUGACUCCCAGAAAGAAGAAAGCAAAACUUGUUGGAACGAGUACAAACUUAGCAAAACGAGUAAUUGAAGCAAAAGGUUCGGAGCCGUCACGAAAGCGAAUAAAAGCUGAAACAUCUUUAGAAGAGGACAUUCAAGCUAUGAAGAAGAAGAAUUUUAUUACAGCUUGUGAAAGAGUUUCAUAUAAAGCUUAUUUUGAUAAACGUUCUAGAUUUCAGCUUAUUUAUUUACCUGCUUGUGCUAAUGGAACCACUUGUGUUCACCAGGAAUAUAAAAAUGGGACAUUAAUAAAGCCUAUGUCAUCAUAUGCUGAGCAGUCUUUCAAAAUAGAAAUAAAAACUAACAUGUGGUGUGAAGCUUUAGAAGUAGGCUACCUUAGUAUUACAACAAAUCAGUAUUUGUCAGCCAGUAUACUCAAAGACAUUAUAGAAAUUAUGCUGAAUGCCCACGAAGACAGCUAUGCUGACUACACAAUUGGAUUCUUAAUGGACAAGUGUCAAACUUUACUAUCUCAAAAUUUUAGUAUGCAUCCUCCAUGUUUAGUCAAAAGUCUAAGAAAAUGCUACAAUGAGUUUCUAACAUCACCCUUGGACAUGAAAGAGAAUACCUUUACGAACAGAUCAAAUUUUGAAUAUGAUAAAGGAAUUGUUAAAUACUGUAUGAAUAGACUUGAACAUGAAAUUAGUGGUGAUAGCGAAGAUGGACCUCUUAUAGAUAAAUGUGAACAUAUUCCUGAAGAUAUGAAGCAAACUGUCAGGGGUCUACAUUGGCAGAAAGAGAAAUUUGAGAUUUAUGAACUGCUAGAACGAAACGAGAGAAUAGAGAGGCUGAUGUAUGUAUUGGAAAGCAUCAUAGAGCUGUUACAGUAUGAUCUAGCAAUAUGGCUUUCAAGGUAUACACGCAAUUUAGGCUGCCAUGUCAUGAGGUCUCACAAGCCACUAAUGGCUUAUAUACUUUGGUCGAACAAUGUCCUUUACACUGGAGCAGUUAACAACAAUUGCCGCCAAAUAUUGCAACUGUUUGUCAAUAUUGUUCAUCUUCAGUAUCCAACGAAAUAUUUAAGAAUCAUGGUUAAUUGGCUCAACACUAUAAUACAAACUUUUUAUUUCUGUGAAACAAAUUCAACUAGUGACUAUCCUCACACAGGAAAAUAUUGCAUGACAUUUGCUAAAGAAUUUUAUAAGAUUAUAUCAGGCUUGCCUCCAGUUUCGGUAAUAAGAAUAUUAGAAUUGAUACAACCAAGCUAUAUGCAGCACCUUAUUGCCACUUUGCAUAUUAAGACACUUCUAUCGACAAAUGAGGAUGAUAUCAUUCGGAUAUUAAUUAAUUUUGUAACAAAAAAGCAAUGGACAUUAUUUCCUGAAAGUGAUAAAGAAAUAACUAUAUCCAAAAAAAUUAUAAGCACUCCUAAGAAAUUUAAUAAUAUCACAAGCUACUUAGUAAAAAAAUGUAAAAAUCUUAAUAUAUCUGAGUCUGAAUGUCCCGAUAUUUUAUAUCCAAAAUUGGAGACGCCUUUAGAUGUUAUUAGUGAUACCUAUGUAAAUCAUGUGGUCCAUGCAUUAUAUGUGUCUUUAGAGGCUUAUUUGGAUUCUUACAAUGUUCAAAAUGUGCAAGACACAUUAGACAAUCUAAAUAAAAAAUUAGCACAGAAAUCUGAAGACAGUGAAGAUAUAAUUGUACCUGAUUAUUGCUCCUACACUGUCAGUGAGAGCUUUAUAAAAAAAUAUACUAGUUUAUACAAAACCCUCAGAGAGCUUAUAUUGAUUAUGAAUGAUUUAAAAAACAAAGGUGAGCUACCUGAAUUACUUAAAAUAUUUGAAAGAAUAGGAUUGUUAGGUUUAUAAUAUUUUUCGUUGAUUUGACUUUUGCAUUUUGUAUUAUAAUUAGUGGUUAUUACAAACAACAUCACACAGUGAAAUGUAUUGUAAUAACAUUACCAUUGAUUCUACAAGUGUCACACUAAAACACUGAACAUCCUAAGUAAAUCAUAAACUCUGCCUUUUAGCACUACUUGCUUUCAUAUGGAAUGUGUGCCGUAAUGUAGUGAUUACAUACAAAAAAGUACCAUAACAUUGAAUAAUUUAUUGUUUCUUAUAAUUUUGUUCCCAAGGGAAAUACCUAUUCCAUGUUGAUAAUAUUAUUUGACUCCUCAUUUUUCUGUAAUUAAAAUUUUAUGCUUGUUAAACAUUU
Messenger RNA from Plodia interpunctella (Indianmeal moth), 2400 nucleotides. RefSeq lists its product as uncharacterized. Lineage: Eukaryota; Metazoa; Arthropoda; Insecta; Lepidoptera; Pyralidae. The record is from RefSeq and is a predicted model, not a curated record. The coding region runs from base 213 to 2054 and encodes 613 amino acids. The transcript has 6 exons.